Molecule: messenger RNA, 1059 nt
Organism: Psilocybe cubensis
Lineage: Eukaryota; Fungi; Basidiomycota; Agaricomycetes; Agaricales; Agrocybaceae
Exons: 7
Coding region: 1-1059 (352 amino acids)
Source: RefSeq, a predicted model, not a curated record
AUGACUAUUGCUUUGACCCCCGUCAUCAACUCGCCUCCAAAGCCGACUUCGUUCAAGCUUCCUGAUCUUGUAUCCCAUUGUAAAUUUGCGUUGUCCUAUAACGUCAAUGGUGAUGAAGUCGCUCAACAGUCCGUUGACUGGCUUGACACUAACUGCCCGGAUCUGAACCCUAAACAACGGCUGGCUCUACGUGGACUGCAAGCGGGGGAACUCACGGCUUAUUGCUACCAUAGUGCAUCGGCAGAGCGACUACGUGUCGUGUCUGAUUUCAUGAACUACCUUUUCCAUCUUGACAACAUCAGCGAUGGAAUGAUGACUCGGGAGACUAACGUCUUAGCUGAUUCCGUCAUGAAUGCUUUAUGGUUCAGUGAUGAAUACGUCCCCACUAAAGCAGCGGGACGCAAAGAGGAGCUUAAUCCUGGAAAGCUUGCCAGAGAUUUUUGGGCGCGUUGCAUUCCAGGCUGCGGCCCUGGUGCACAAGCUAGGUUCAAAGAGACAAUGUCACUUUUCUUCACUUGCGUGAACAUUGAGGCGCGAGCCCGUGAUGAGGGUAUUAUUCCAGAUCUGGAAACGUACAUCGACAUUCGCAGAGACACAUCAGGAUGCAAGCCUUGUUGGGCACUUAUUGAGUAUGCUCAGGACAUAGACCUUCCGGAUUUCGUUGUGGAUCAUCCUGUCAUUCAUGCUCUUGGUCAAGGCGCAAACGACCUCGUAACUUGGUCUAAUGACAUUUUUUCAUACAAUGUUGAACAAUCCCGAGGCGACACGCAUAACAUGAUCAUUAUCCUCAUGCAUCACAACGCCAUGACCUUGCAAGAGGCUGUGGACUAUGUUGGAGAGCUAUGCGCACAGACCAUCGAUACGUUCUGCCGAAACAAACAAAACUUGCCGUCAUGGAACCCAGAAGUUGACGACAUGGUUGCACGAUAUGUGCAAGGUCUCCAGGACUGGAUCGUGGGGUCUUUACACUGGAGCUUCCAGACACGCCGUUACUUCGGUGAGCAAGGAAUGGAGGUUAAGAAACAUAGAGUUGUCAAGUUGUUGCCAUUGAGGGUUUGA